CAGCGCUGUGGAUGCUUGCAGGGACAGAAACAUGGCUGUGAAUCUCGGCAAGAACAGACUGGAGCUGCUGACCGCCUACCAGGACGUCAUCGACGAGACCUCGGACACCGACUGGGCCUUGUACACAUAUGAGGAUGACAGCAAUGAUUUGAAGUUGGCAUCAUCAGGAGGAGGAGGUCUGGCAGGGAUCACGCUGACCUUUGACAAUGCCAGGGUGAUGUACGGCUUCUGCAGCCUGAGGGAGCCCACCGCCGCGCUGCCACGAUACAUCCUCAUCAACUGGGUCGGGGAAGACGUGCCGGACGCAAGGAAGUGCGCCUGUGCCAGCCACGUGGCCACCAUCGCGGACUUCUUACAGGUCAGACCCUCCAUGGGGGUGGAGGUCACCAUCAACGCCAGCAACCUGGACGACAUCGACCCGCUGGCCAUCGGGCAGCGGCUGACCAACGGGACGGCGGCGCUGGUGGCGAGCCCGGUCCUGAGCCGCCUGAAGACCCGAGAGGAGGAGCACAAAGAUGUGGGCACAGUGUACGAGAAGACCAACGCAGAGGUGGAGAUGAAGAAAAUCAAUCGGGAGGAGUUUUGGGAGCAGGCCAAGCGUGAAGAGGAGGUGAGGAAGGAGGGGGAGAAGAAGAAGGUGGCGGAGGAGCGGCAGCUCUUCGAGGAGGAGCGGAUGGAGCUGGAGAGGAAAGAGCAGGAGAGCCGGGAGCUGAGGUACCGCGAGAGGGAGCAGCAGAUCGAGGAGCACAGGAAGAAGUUUCUGGAGGAGGAGGAGACCAAAGAGAGGUUGCGGAGCCAGACCACCAUGGCAACAGAGGCGAGCCUGGACGAGCUGAACCUGGACAAGAAGGAGACUGAGGUAGAGGAGGCGAAGGCCAUCAUCGCUCAGCGGUCAGAAAACCCGCGAGAGUUUUUCAAGCUGAAGGAGAGAGCCAUGACGGUCAGCGUCGACACCUCCCCCGUCUCCGUCCACAGGACCGGCCGCUUGGACAGCCCGUUCUUGAAGCAGCAGCACAGUCCGAGCCGCCCCAGUCCGACCCCCCCGCCCCGGGGCCCGUCGCCCCUCCGCACCCCUCCACACGCACGGACGCAGCCCAGCGCUGCAGCCGGCGACGACGACGAUGAAGCAUACGCAGAUCGCAACAUGGCCGCCGUGUCGCCCGUUCCUAAACUAGUCACCCCGUCCAUCAAAGAGGACUUGUGCCGGGAGGAGGACGACGACUGCAGAGACGAGUGGGAUUCGGUGCCAAAGCAGGAGCAGAAAGCGCCGUUGCAGGAGUCGACCUCCGCCAAGCCCGUGCAGAGCGUCGCCCCGCAGGCCCGCGACUCCUCCGGCUUCUCCGUGUGGGAGUCCGGCAACGACAGCCUGGUCAACCUGUGGGACAGCAGCUCCGGCCCUCCCCCCAACCACUCCCAGACCUCCCAGUCCUCCAAUCUGGUGGACCUGAUGGGCGGCGACGUCGGCGCUCCUCCGCCCGGCACAGCCGGCGCCGCCACCAGCGCCAAGCCCCAGCCCCUCCUCAGCUUCGACGAGAUGGCGGACGGGACCUUCUGCUCGGCCGCCACCGAGGACGACCCCGCCAGUCUUGUGGACGUGAUGGGCCCCGACCAGAUGACCCUCAGCUACCAGCAUGCACUGCAGCAUGCAUCCGGGGAAAAGAAGGUGCUGGAAGACGGACAGCGACUGAUGACCAAUGGGGACACGCUGCUGAAAGAAGGCUCUCAGGCGAGUGAGGGCUACUUCAGCCAAUCACAGGAGGAAGGAUUUGGCCAAUCAGAAGAGUCCUCGGCUAAACCUGCGCCUGUCUUUUAUAACAAGCCACCAGAGAUCGACAUUACGUGCUGGGACACGGACCCCGUGGGCGACGAAGACGACGACUAACCAGCCAAUCAGACGCCACCACAGGACCAAGAGGAAGUAGGAAGUGCGCUUCAUGAAGAAACUGAUUUUUUUCUAAAAAAACAAAACACAAACAAACAAAAAAGUAACAAUAAUAACGAAUCUUGCAUCAAAAGUACUUCUGUAUUAUCUUUUAGAGGGAAACAAAACAGUAGCCAACAUUUAAAAAAAAUGACGGGGUUUGAGUUUAAAGAUGGUUUGAAGGCUCAGUUAUGGGCUUUUUUUCUGUGUUUGUUAUUUUAUUUAUUUGUUGGGUUUUUUUUCUCUUUUUUCUUUGCUAUGCAGAUGUUAUAGCUGGGAGUGGGGGGACUUUAGUUUGUGUAAAUGAUUUAUUACACGUUAACGUGGCGCGCUGCUGCAUAUUAGAGACAAUGGAGCCCAGUGUGUGACAGGCGGCCGCCACACCUAGUCUGUAGUGCUUUUAUAACACCCUAUAAAACUAAUACGGUGGAUCGUUACAGCUGCCAUGUAUAUCUUCACUCUCUGAUUCUUUUCUUACCUCUUUUUCACCUCCCUCCUCCCUGCUGCCUUCCUCCAAAAAUAUCCAGAAAUAUUCACCUCUUCAAGUCAAUUAAUCUUGUAUUUAGCCCUCAAUUUAUUGGAGAAAAAAGGUGACAUUUGUAUUUAUUGUGGUGUAUCUAAACAGCUGAUGGGACCCUGAAAGAAAUCUAUUCAGUCAAAUUGUGGCUCCGUUUGUUUUCCUUUUUUUUUUGUUCCUUCUGUUUGAUUUUAAGACUGAAUUCAAGAUUAAAUGGCUUGUAAAUCUGGUUGCUCUUUUUCAGUGCACUUUUCUUUUCUUUUUUUCUUCUGCCUCCUCGCAGAUCAACUGCAGCCUCUAAAUCAAACCCUCCCCUCUGGUUCAAGAGAAGUCAUAGUUUAUAUCCCACUUAUAUAUUUACACAGCAAAAAGAAGAAGAGGCUCUUCAUCGAAUCUUGAUGAAUAUACUGUAGAUAUUUUUCCAAGAGUAAACAGUUUUGUAGGAGAGUUUGGCUUUAAGAUAAUGAACAUUAAGCCACAUUCAGCUUGUGCACAGCAGGAAAAAACAAGAAACCAAUGAAUCGUUUGUAUGAUUCUGAACUUCCUCCAAAAACUAAAAAAAAUAAGACUUUAUAAUGUGGGCUUUUUUGGACCGCAGUGAGCACGGCUCCUGUUCGGAGUCGAGGAGGUUUUGGGAGGCAGGACUGCCUUUUCCUUAUUAAAAAAAUGUAAAAAAGCAGUUAGGCCUUAUUGUUCCACUCAGACUGAGGCUGUUAAACUUGUAAACUUGGGCCACACGGUGUUUUCAAACUUUUUACAACUUUGUUUUUUAAUCUGCAUGGAGAACCAGAUGCUCAUAAUUUAUCACAUCACUACUGUACUGAUUUGAUCAAAUCAAUCUUAUUUAUCGAGGGGUCUCUUCACAGCCAGCAUGGACAGGAAGAACAUUUACAGCUGGCAAGAAGCCAUUUAAAUACGGGCAUGCGAGUAAUGUACAAUAUGAAACUGUCUAUAUCCUUCCUUUGGACUUUUAAGUUCACAAAAAAACACACUGCUUCCACUCUUAAAUUCCUCAAUUUUAAAGUGCAAUACGCACCUGAUCAUCCCCUUUAAGGCUUCGGUAAAGUUCGUAGGAAUUCCAACGGGUGACAUUUUAUCUUUUUUUUAGUUCAAGAAGUAUGGCCUGUGUGAAAAAGACAAAAGUUGCUCAGCCAACAUAUCCGCAGUGUAAUUCUGCGACAUGAACUGAAGAUUUUAAAAACUGUUCUGAAAUCUGUUCCUCCAAGCAGCUUAAAACAAACACUCAGAGUGAUUCUUUAUUCCUCCCUGACCCACAAGUCUGCUGCCUCACUGCAUUUGUUCUGUGCCAUGCAAACAACAACAAAAGUACCACGUGUAUUUUAUUUUUUAUUUUCAUUUUUUUUAUUUCAUUGAUGCAAUAUUUAGUUGCCCUGGAAACUGGAGUGAGAGGCGGGAUGAGAUGGGAGGACGUGUGUGUGUUUUCAAUAUCUGUCAAAGAGUGUGCUAGAAUUGAUUUUCAGGACCUUUUUGAAUAUUAGCAACAACCGUGUUAGUCUUUUUUUGCUGUAAAUUCCUGUAGAAAAUAAUAACUCCUAGGCAAUAAUAACAUGUGUGUGUAGAGCACCUGGAUACUGUGUGUGUAUGUGUGUAUGUGUGUGUGUGUGAUGCCUUUGGGGACCUGGUUUGAUUUAUACCUCUGCAUCCCACAUGAUCAGGUGACAGGAGGACGAUGCGCCCGCAUCCAACAUGCACUUCAUUUUAUUAAAUCCUGUGAAAUCAGACUCAAUAAGUGAAUAAAUACGCAACCCGUGAACUCA
Messenger RNA from Pseudoliparis swirei, 4216 nucleotides. RefSeq names its product drebrin 1 (gene dbn1). The record is from RefSeq and is a predicted model, not a curated record. NCBI's taxonomy places the organism in Eukaryota, Metazoa, Chordata, Actinopteri, Perciformes, Liparidae. The transcript is spliced from 15 exons. Gene Ontology annotation, biological process: positive regulation of axon extension; postsynaptic actin cytoskeleton organization; regulation of actin filament polymerization. Gene Ontology annotation, cellular component: lamellipodium; plasma membrane; actin filament. Bases 32 to 1882 code for a protein of 616 amino acids. Gene Ontology annotation, molecular function: actin filament binding.